AUGCUUCGUCAAUCCGUUACUAGGCCUCUGGCCGCGACAAACCGUCUCCUCGCCACCCGCUCCUUCUCUGCCCUGGCUCCUAGAAUGGGUGCUGGCGAUACCGGUGCUCCCCGAGCUGGCGGUGCACAGCACAGCGACCAGUUCACCAAGCGCGAAGCCGCCCAAGAAAACCUCUACAUCUACGAAAAGGAAAAGGAAAAGCUCCUCGGGAUCAAGAAGAAGAUCCAAGAGCAGCGCCAACAUCUGGAUGAAUUGGACAAGCACAUUGAUGAGUUGACCAAGGCACAAGGUGGAGAGCAGAACUAG
This is a messenger RNA of Aspergillus ochraceoroseus IBT 24754, 306 nucleotides long. RefSeq lists its product as uncharacterized. Gene Ontology annotation, cellular component: mitochondrion. The transcript has 4 exons. The coding region runs from base 1 to 306 and encodes 101 amino acids. Gene Ontology annotation, molecular function: ATPase inhibitor activity. Gene Ontology annotation, biological process: negative regulation of ATP-dependent activity. The record is from RefSeq and is a predicted model, not a curated record. Lineage: Eukaryota; Fungi; Ascomycota; Eurotiomycetes; Eurotiales; Aspergillaceae.